Drosophila eugracilis is the source of this 1850-nucleotide messenger RNA. Its product is annotated as zinc finger CCHC domain-containing protein 8 homolog. The transcript is spliced from 4 exons. Gene Ontology annotation, cellular component: catalytic step 2 spliceosome. Lineage: Eukaryota; Metazoa; Arthropoda; Insecta; Diptera; Drosophilidae. Bases 98 to 1741 code for a protein of 547 amino acids. The record is from RefSeq and is a predicted model, not a curated record. Gene Ontology annotation, molecular function: zinc ion binding; RNA binding.
UUGCUUUUGCAUUCCAUUUGAUAGAAAGGGGAGGAAAAAGUAAUUAUUGCAAACAAAUCUUAAUUUAUGAAAGAAAAACAUAUAUAUAUAUACAUAUAUGGGUAAUAUGGACGAAAGCGUGAUACUGCUAGACGAUUCACAGGACAGUGUGGAGAUUUUGGAAGACGACGUGGAAGACGGCGAGCUAAAAGAAGAUGUGAAAGAUUCCGCCAAAAACAAGGCACAUAUAACAAUAAACGACAGUCAGGACAUCAUCGAAGAAGAUGAGGACACAUUGGUUUUUGAAGUGAGGUUCCGCAAGGAGGAGCACUUCGCCUGCCUACAAAAACAAAUGCUUGAGGUUUUGGAACGCACUUUUGCGGAGAAGAAAUUGAUCUUCCGCGAUAACCCGGAGCAACUGGCGAUAGCAGCCUUUGAAAAGAACAAUGCAGCAGAGGAGGAGGAAGCACUAGAAACGCAGGAGGCGCAAGACACUGAAGAUCUUUUUCUUAUCGAUACCAAGCCAGCGGUCAAGCUAAAUGCUUCCCAAGUGCCUUCUUACAAACGAUGCAAUUCUGACAGACUAGACGAAGAGACCGAGGAGAGGAAGAAACUCAAAGCGGAGGCGGUCAACAAGUGCUUCCGGCCCAAGUCGCAAUCCUCCUGCUUCAAUUGCGGCGAAUCAGAUCACUCUCUUCGCGAAUGUCCCAAGCCCAGGAACAAUGCUAGGAUAAUGCGGGCCCGAAAAAAAAACAAGCGUACAGAACGAUAUCACGUGGACACGGAGCAGCGGUUUGGUCACAUACGCCCUGGGAGAAUUAGUACCAAGACGCGCCAUGCCAUUGGUUAUAGUCGCGGCCAAUUGCCAUUUAUGUUCUACCGCCUAAGAGUGUUGGGCUAUCCGCCUGCUUGGCUGGAAGAGGCCAAGGUCCAGAGCUCGGGUAUAGCUCUGUUUAAUGCAGAUGGCACUGAGGUCACCAAAUCUGACGACGAAGAAGGAGAGUCGGACACCUUCAAAUACGACAUUAACAAAAUAGUCGACUUCCCUGGCUUCAAUGUGCAGCCCACUGGCAAGUUUUUCGAUGACUUCAAAUACCACAACGUGCCGCCUUUCCAAGAAAGUCAUUCCAAAGAGAAUUUCAUAAAAUCCCUUGGCGAAAACGUUAUAAACGGAUAUAAGCGCAAGAAGUUAGUGGAUCUGCCUGCCCCGCAUGACCAAGCUCCCAUUCCCAAUGAGGAACAGACAAGUUUUGGUGAUUGCGAUAUGGAUAUUGUCGACGAAGCGGAAGAUCCACCAUUGCCCAUAUCUGUUCCGGCUCCGCCACCACCUCCGCCCGAAGAUGACAAAGAAGAACUGAAUAAACGUUCUCCAUCACCAAGUCUGGAUGAUUUGAAGGCUCAACAGGAAAAGCUGCUGGAACAAUUGGAGUGUAAUACGUCACUAGACACGACGGCCAAUGAAUCUAAAUCACAGUCUGACCUCGACGAAGCCACCGAGCUUGCAGCGACUGCGGUUAACUCCAACAAUAUUGAGCAGUCCCAAUCAGCUCCAUCCACUCCGUUCAAGGCUUCCUAUGAGGGAACACCGUUGCUCAAAUUCUCCAUAUACGAUCGACUGCCAGAGGGCAACAACUUCAAGGUGGGCGUCAGCGAUGUUAUAAACUUUGAAAACCUGCCCGACUCCACCGGAAAGUAUGAAAAAAUGAAGGGUCUGCUGAAAAGCGUGCGCGAAAAGAUGGUACAUCUGCAGGACGAGAACUGACGAGUCCAAGGACGAAAGACACAAAUCACAUCAACUCCCGCCCACCAAAUGUACAUUUUAAAUAUCUUAAAGGCUUUUGUACAAAACCAAUACAAAACAAAAAUCUCUA